Messenger RNA from Bursaphelenchus xylophilus (pine wood nematode), 3732 nucleotides. Lineage: Eukaryota; Metazoa; Nematoda; Chromadorea; Rhabditida; Aphelenchoididae. The record is from the annotation of a GenBank genome assembly.
AUGAAUUCGACUUCUGGAUCCCAAGUCGUUGAACUCGGGGAAGUGGUAGUAGAACCAAGAUUCAAAUAUUCUAGAGUGAUCAAAGACGUCCAUUCUUGCUUAGAAGGGUCCUCGGCUUCAUGUGUUGCCGUCCACGAUAAAUUUCUGGCCAUCGGUUUCAGUUCCGGCCACCUCCGAUUGUUUGAUCAUCUCGGUUACGAACACUUCAAAAACAGCCUCAGGAAACAUAAAUCCUCGGUUACUCAAGUUGCCUUUGAUACACAAGGGAGUUAUCUGAUUAGCUGUUCUAAUGAUUCUACUGUCUCUAUUCAAGGGAUUGGGUCUUCUGAACACAAUGAGGUCCUUAAAGUCUGUCCGGCUGCCAAGAGUGUCGCUUUAAGUGAGGAUUUCUGUAAAAGAGGAUCUGGUCAGAAAUUUGUGAGUGGAGGACAGAUGCUGAUUAUGUAUGAGAAAGGAUUCCUGGGCAAAUAUAAAGGUCUGGUAGGUAAUCGAAUAAAAAUAUUAUAUUGUUACAGACCUUAUUCCAAGGAUUAGAUCGGGAUGGAUUCAUUUCUUGUUGUUCUUGGAGGGGCUCGUUACUGGCAUUUACAAACGAUACGGGAACUCGGGUUUAUGAUUGGUAAGUGAUUGGGAAAGAUGGCAUAUUCGUUAUUACAGUACCCUUAAGAGGAUGAUAUCUCUUGUACAACCGUCGCAUCUUCAUGAAACCUUUUUCUCUUCUCGGUUCCUCCCCCGGCACUGUUGGAUUGAUCCUGUAACACUUGUUAUUGCCUGGGGGAGUACAGUCACAAUAUGUAAAGUGACUUCUCAAUCCAAUGUAGGUCUUUGGAACUUUAAUGUUAUCCUCUAGGAAAAGAAUGGGUUGUCCAUGAAGAAGGUGGAGAUCCAAUUCAUGUGGUCUAUCCCUGAUGUUUUUAUUUCUGGAGUUAGUUUUACUGUAGCCGACCCAGCCACAUCUUCAAGUCGGACUUGGGAAGAGAUAGUAGUGUUCGGGUUGACGAUUGAUAACGCAGAGAAUGAAGAUGACUCGGAAAUGGUCGACGAUUCAAUGGUGAGCCCGUUAUUGAAAACAUGAUUAUUUUUUCAGUCGGUAAUCUCCGAUGUGUCAAAUAUUACUGCUUUGGCAACUUUGGCCUGUAAGAAAACAAACGCACAAUUACUUUUGAUGAAGCCUUUGGAUUCAAGCAGUUACAUUGUAAUAGCUGAUGACAAAUGGAAGAUGAGAAACUCAGAUCUGAGGUUCCUGAAUAAGUUUUCUUUGGUUGCCCUGCCUUCUGAUUCGAUGUAUUUUCUCCUAGGGCCAAGGGAAUUGAUCGAAGUAAGAAUUUAUACCUUUACGCCACUGCUUUAGGCAAGUCCCUUCUCAACUGACGAUCGAGUUGAUUGGUUUUUGGAGAAUAAAUAUUAUGCAGAGGCUCUGGAAUGUGCCUUGAAGGAUAAGGAAGCUUUGCAACGGCACUCUGUAUCGGAUAUUGGGAGGCUAUUAAUCCGCGAUCUUAUCGAACAGGGAAUGUUUUCAAGAGCUGCCAAAAUUUUGCCUCAGGUAUGGAAAAAUAUUUUUUUUAGAAUGUUAAAUACAAGUUUUGGUAGGGUUGUUAAGUCAACUUGACGCGUCAAUCACGUUGCCAACUUGGCGUCCUUUUCGUGAUGUUAAAUUGAUCUGUCAUUUUGAUUGUCAAAUUGAACUUUUUCGGAAAAUUUUUAUUGAUUAUCCUAAAAAAUCGUAAGAACAGUCCUGAAAUUUUUAGCUCGCGCUUUGCAAGCGCCACCGAGACAUUGAACCAUUUUUGCCGCGGAGAGAGUACGCCUAACGCGGAGAGCGGUCAGAGAAAAAAACAUUUUUGGCCAUAACUUUGGCAGUUUCGUGCGGAAAAAUUGAUUUUUUGUGGAAACAUUUCCCUUUACGGUAGAAAUAGGUAUUUUCGUGCCGAAAUUCGACAAAAAGUCCUAAAUUUUCGCCGAUUCGAUCUAAAAAUCUCGGCUGUUUCUGCAAAGCGCGAGCUAGGAUUCUCGCAUAUAUUUUAGAAAAAUUACUCUAAAUCUGUGCCAAGUUUCGUCAAAAUCUGAGCGUCGCACUUGGGGUACUUCCCCUGUUAGCUAAAAUGACGGAAAUUUGACAUAAUUUGACGUCAUUUUGGAAAAUUCUGUCAGAAUAACAACCCUAAGUUUUACCCAUUAUUAAUUGUAAGUAAAAAGAGAAUUUUUUGAAUCUAUGAACAAUCAAUUUAGAUAUGUGACCGCGAAAAAAUGGAAUGGGAAUAUUAUGUAACCGAGUUUGAGAAAUACGGAGAGAUCCUCAAACUGAUCCCUUAUCUGCCCUUAGGUUAUCCACAAUUGGAACCCGAAUGUUAUGAAUCCGUCCUAACCGCCGCUUUAUAUUCCAAAACAAAUUUAUUCAGAAAGCUCGUGAUAGAAUGGAAUCCAGAUAUCUACAGAGCUGCUUCGAUCAUUGACAAAGCCCUCAGGCGAUUGAAUGCUGACAACAAUUUUACUGUAGACCAGGCAGUAAAGGACAAAAAAGACGAUUUGAUUAAUAUUUAUCAAGCCUUGGCUCAUUUGUUUGCCUAUGUUCGCAACUUUGACAAGGCUCUGGUGAUAUACUUGUUGCUGAAAGACAAGGCCGUUUUUGGAGUCAUCGAUAAAUAUCAUUUGUUUCCCAUGGUUAAAGACAGAAUUGUUGAGUUGAUGGAUAUUAAUGCUGAUUUAGCCAUCAGACUUUUGUUGGAUAACGAGGAUUCGAUUCCAGCAAAACAAGUUGUUACUCGACUGAGUAAACAUCCGAAGCUGCAGGUGGGCAAUAUGUUAUACAUGAUUAUUCUUAGAUGGCAUAUUUGAAUCGACUUUAUUCUCGAGGGGAAGGUAUUGAAUAUGUGGAUCUGAUGGUUAAACUCUUUGCCGAAUAUGAUCGUCCAAAACUGUUGUCAUUCUUGAAGAAAGCAGAGAGUUACAAAAUAGACUUGGCUUUGGAAAUCUGCAGAAAAAAGAAUUAUAUAAAUGAAGUGAGGCUGAGCCGGUAAUACUUUAAUCUUCUUUAUAGGCAGUGUUUCUAUUGGGACGCAGCGGAAAUAGAUUGGAAGCUCUGGAUUUGAUAAUGAAAUCGAGUAAGGACAUACAGAUGGCUAUUUCCUUCUGUUCUGAGCACGAAGAUGACAUUGAACUCUGGGAUCGGCUGAUCGAUCUGUCUUUGGAUAAUCCUCAACAUAUAACCAAGAUAUUAUCAACUGCAGGGACCUUUAUUGAUCCACUGACUGUCAUCGAAAAGGUUUCAAAAAAAAAUUAAUUCAAAUUCCUGAUUUCUUUCUAGAUGCCAAUUCAGAUCGAGAUCCCCGGACUUCAAGAUCUUCUUUUAAAAAUUCUGAGAGAUUACGAGCUGAAGGUGAAUGUCCUGAGGGAUUCAUCGAGGAUAACUUCAGAUGAUAUGUUCAGGAUCUUUUCGAAAAAAGUGGAGGCCAAUAUCAGUUGUACUGGGAUUGGUUCGGACAAACGUUGUGAUAAUUGUGGGUAAGUAUUGUGUGGGAAAUGACGUAGUUCAAUUUAAGUGAGCUGAUCUGUCGUCCAUCAAACCAAGGAGAUCUUUUGAUUUUGUGCUGUCAUCAUGUGGUCCACGAAGGUUGCAUUGGCUCAGGUUUUAGAUGUCCCGUGUGUAAUUCGGUGAGCAUUAUCUCACCCUCGGCCCCCGUCCCUAUCGGAAAAAGGCACCCCAUCUCUUCGAAUCCCUUCGGGGACUUCUGA